Synchiropus splendidus (mandarinfish) is the source of this 2377-nucleotide messenger RNA. RefSeq names its product cytochrome P450 26A1 (gene cyp26a1). Gene Ontology annotation, biological process: sterol metabolic process. Lineage: Eukaryota; Metazoa; Chordata; Actinopteri; Syngnathiformes; Callionymidae. The record is from RefSeq and is a predicted model, not a curated record. The coding region runs from base 546 to 2012 and encodes 488 amino acids. Gene Ontology annotation, molecular function: oxidoreductase activity, acting on paired donors, with incorporation or reduction of molecular oxygen; monooxygenase activity; iron ion binding. The transcript is spliced from 7 exons.
UGGCGGCGGCGUCACGCAUCCCGGAGGAACCAGCCGGGUGACUCGACUCUGACUGCGGCCUGAAAAGUGGCCGGGAUGAAUGGCGCUCAGGGAAAAUGGGGAUUAGGACAUUCUUCUCCCUGUUUUCCAUACAGUCAGCGGCAGCGCCUGAAUGCGGCCGCCCUGCAGGCACGGCCGCGGAUCCAGGAGCGGGGCUUAACUCGGAGGUAAUGAGUGUGUAAACGAGCUGCGCGGCGGCCAACAAAGACGUCUUGGGACGCGCGCUCCUUUGUCUGCGGGCGAGUCCUCACCUUUUCUCAGUGAAAUCUGCGGCGGAUUGUCUGCGUGCAACAGGAGGUAGGGAUUAAAGAUGCAACAAAUGGUGGCGCGGUACUGGCCCGGGGGCGGGGCCCAGCGACACCCACAAUUAAAGAUGAACUUUGAGUGAACUAAUUUAUCUGAGGGAGGAGAAGGUAACGAGGCCGGCCGCUCCCGGUGCCGUAUAAAAAGCCCAGAGGAGCCGCUCCGAGCUUCAGAGAGUCCACCGAGUCUCACCUGCCCACAUCAUGGCUGUGAACACGCUGCUGGCCACCGUCCUCUGCACCAUCGUGCUGCCGCUGCUGCUCUUCUUAGUGGCCGUCAAGCUGUGGGAAGUUUACUUGACCCGAGGCAGAGAUCCGAGCUGCCCGAGACCGCUGCCCCCCGGAUCCAUGGGUUUACCGUUCAUUGGAGAGACGCUGCAGCUCAUCCUGCAGCGAAGGAAAUUUUUGCAGAUGAAGAGGCAAAAGUAUGGCUACAUCUAUCGGACUCACCUCUUUGGGAACCCGACGGUCCGCGUCUCUGGCGGCGAGAACGUGCGUCAGAUUUUGCUUGGGGAGCACAGGCUGGUGUCCGUGCAGUGGCCCGCCUCGGUGCGCGCCAUCCUGGGGUCGGACACACUGUCAAACAUGCAUGGCACGCAACACAAAGGCAAGAAAAAGGCCAUCAUGAGGGCGUUUUCCAAAGAAGCUCUUGAACUUUACAUCCCAGUGAUCCAGGAGGAGGUUCGUGCCGCAGUGGAGGAGUGGCUAUCCAGGGACUCCUUUGUGCUGGUCUACCCUGAGAUGAAGCGGCUGAUGUUCCGCAUCGCCAUGAGAAUCCUGCUGGGUUUUGAGCCUGAGCAGAUUAAAACUGAUGAGCAAGAGCUGGUGGAGGCCUUUGAGGAGAUGAUCAAGAACCUUUUCUCUCUGCCUAUCGAUGUUCCUUUCAGCGGACUGUACAGGGGUCUGAAGGCGAGGAACUUCAUCCACUCCAAAAUUGAGGAGAACAUCAAGAAGAAGUUGCAGGAGACAAACAAGGAGUCCAAGCACCGAGACGCUCUGCAGCAGCUAAUAGACAGCAGCAGGAAGAAUGGAGAGCCCUUCAGUAUGCAGGCCAUUAAGGAGUCUGCGACUGAGCUGCUGUUUGGCGGUCACGAGACCACUGCCAGCACUGCCACAUCUCUCAUCAUGUUCCUCUCCCUGAACCCAGAAGUGAUGGACAAACUGAGACAAGAACUCAUGGACAAGGUGGAGAAUGGAAUGGACCUGCAGGGUCUGAACAUUGAGUCCUUGGAGCAGCUCAAGUACACCGGCUGUGUCAUCAAAGAAACACUGAGAAUCAACCCACCGGUACCUGGAGGCUUCAGGGUCGCUCUGAAGACGUUUGAACUCAAUGGCUAUCAGAUUCCAAAAGGCUGGAAUGUCAUCUACAGCAUCUGUGACACCCACGAAGUGGCUGACAUCUUCCCGAACAAAGAGGAUUUCCAGCCAGAGCGCUUCAUGACCAAGUCCUCCAGUGACUCCUCCAGAUUCCAGUACAUCCCCUUCGGUGGGGGCUCGCGCAUGUGUGUGGGAAAGGAGUUUGCCAAAGUUCUGCUCAAGAUCUUCCUGGUGGAAGUGGCCACCAAAUGUCACUGUACUCUCCUAAAUGGGCCGCCGACGAUGAAAACCGGACCCACGGUGUAUCCUGUGGACAACCUGCCCACUAAGUUCACCAGCUAUGAUAACAAAUGACUCUGAGACCACUAGUCAUGGUACUUUGGAAGAACAGCUGCUGCUCAGAAUCAAAGGCUGACCACUUCUUCGUUGCUGCGCCUGUGUUCCUAUUUUUGUCAUGACCUGUACAAAGUGUAGAUGACUUGAGAAUGUAUUUUAUAUCUUCCUGUUAAUAUGGAUUUGUACAUAUCUCCCUCCCGAGAGGAUUUUACUUAACAAAAGGCACUAUUUACUGACAUUGAACACUUUACUGAUCUCAGCGGUGUAUCUAUAGCAACAUGUACAUAUGUAAUGUAGAGUCUGUCUUUAUAACUUUGUAUUUACUGCAGCUUAUUUAAGUGACGUAUGUUAUAUUGGAGGGGAUUUUUAUUUAAUAAAGCAAA